This is a messenger RNA of Lutzomyia longipalpis, 1145 nucleotides long. RefSeq names its product replication protein A 32 kDa subunit (gene RPA2). Gene Ontology annotation, biological process: DNA replication; nucleotide-excision repair; double-strand break repair via homologous recombination. The transcript is spliced from 3 exons. Gene Ontology annotation, molecular function: DNA binding. Gene Ontology annotation, cellular component: nucleus; site of double-strand break; DNA replication factor A complex. Bases 336 to 1073 code for a protein of 245 amino acids. Lineage: Eukaryota; Metazoa; Arthropoda; Insecta; Diptera; Psychodidae. The record is from RefSeq and is a predicted model, not a curated record.
GAUAAUUUGGGACAGCCCUAUAGAAAAGUGCAAUUGGGAAUAAAACAGACAUUCAUAGGAAUAUCUCAAGAUUUUCCAAUCUCUUUUCCAAACGGGAUUGCAUUUUUCAUCAUUCCGCGCGUAUUUUGUUUCACAUCAGAAAAUUUCUAAAAAUUAAGCUGUUUUAGUGGAAAAACAACCUACGGAAGAAGAUUGAACGGUAACGUUGUGUAAUUAUUUAGAGAAUUUGCAAGAGGAAGCUGCAAAACUUGUGAAAAGGCAUCAAUUGGGGUUCUAACCUUAAAAUCAAUUUCACAAUCUUAUUUGUUGGAAAAUUCCUGAAAAUACGCUGAAAAAUGAAUGAGAGUUUCACUGGAGGUGGAUUCACUGCAACCCAGGGUGGUGGUGGACCUAGUGGUCCGGAAAGUAAGGAAGGUGUUGCCCCGCUUGUUAUUCAGCAGAUCUAUCAACUGGGAGAUGAUGGAAUUAAGAUCUUUGGUUUUACUUACGGUGUUAUAUCACUCGUAGCAAUUGCCAGGAGUGUGGAGCACACAUCUACGAGGAUUAUGUACAAACUUGAGGAUCAUACGGGAAAAAUUGAUGCGCACCUGUGGUUGGAGGAAGGAAAACCCGAAAACAAAGAACAUAUUGCCAUCAAUUCCUAUGUCCGUGUAUAUGGAAUGGCACGUACCCAUAGUGGUGCAAAAGUUAUCAUGAUCUUCAAGAUUAUGCCGAUCAAGUCGGUUAAUGAAGUUACAACACACUUGCUGGAGGUGAUGCACGCACGAUUCCAGGCGGAACAGUAUCUACGUCUGAUGGAUAAUGGUGGAAAUGCGGCCCCAAUGAAGGAUCCAACUAUGGAGGUAGACGCACCAAACAAUGGGAGUUUUGCAACGGGGCUUAAGGGGAAGCCCCUUCUCAUCUACCAAGCCAUCAAGAAUCACACAUCCGAGGAGGGAAUCAGCAUCAAUCAGAUUCAUCAGAAGUUCAAGCACAUCCCCGUCGCGGAAAUUCGUCAAAUCACUGAAGCUAUGUCUCUCGAGGGACACAUCUAUUCCAGCAUCGAUACUGAGCAUUUCCUCCCUACUGAGUAAUCUGAAUUAUUAUUAUUAUUAUAAAAUGCAGGAGCAUUCUUUUUACCUUUAAUUACAUAUUUUUUCAUUGAA